UCCCGAUCGAUCCAUCCAUCGAUCGCCCACGCUUCCGUCCAUCCAGACUCCAGAGAGAUAAAAUCUAAUUCCUGGACCUGGAGUGCAGACCGAUCGCCGCCGCCGCCGCGUUGUUUCUUGUCUGCUCAGCUGUGGUGAUGGUGCGGUAAAAGAAGGCUGCUCCAUCGCUCCAACAAAAAAAAAGGUUGGGAUCGCACGCGGCAGGCGACAAGCAGUUUCCAAAGAGAAGGGAAGCCUAGAGGAAGGGAGCUAGAGAUGGGGGAGGGCAGAGCAGGAGACGGCCUCAUCAAGCUGUUCGGGAAGACCAUCCCCGUGCCGGAGACGGCCGCCGUCGGCGAGGCUGCCAAGGACAUGCAACAAAGCGGCGGCAGCGGCAGCGGUACGACUGAUCCGAAAGGGCAAGAGAACAACGUUCAGGACUCCACAGGCUCGCCUCCGCAGCAGGAGGUCGCGGACACCGAAGACUCGUCGGCAGACAAACAGCAGGGCGAGGCGGGCAACCCAAAGGAGAAGCUCAAGAAGCCCGACAAGAUCCUGCCGUGCCCGCGGUGCAACAGCAUGGACACCAAGUUCUGCUACUACAACAACUACAACAUCAACCAGCCGCGCCACUUCUGCAAGAACUGCCAGAGGUACUGGACUGCCGGCGGUGCCAUGCGCAACGUGCCCGUGGGCGCAGGCCGGCGCAAGAGCAAGAGCGCGUCGGCCACUUCCCACUUCCUCCAGAGGGUCAGGGCCGGUCUGCCCGUCGACCCGCUCGUCUGCGCGGCAGCCAAGACUAACGGCACGGUGCUCAGCUUCGGCUCUGCCAUGUCCAGCUUAGACCUCACGGAGCAGAUGAAACAGCUCAAGGAAAAGCUCGUCCCGAUAGCGGGGGACGAGCGCUCAGUUGGGUCUCGCACUCAAGGACCUUCUGCCAAGGCAGAAGACCCGGACCGGAAGGAGAAUGUUACAGCAGAUAAAUCCGCGAGAGUUGUUCAGCAUCCAUGCAUGACGAACGGGGUGGCCAUGUGGCCAUUUAGCUGUGCGCCACCAGUACCGGCCUCUGCCUGUUACGGCCCAGGCAGCAUCGCAAUCCCGUUCUACCCGGCAGCAGCUGCUGCUGCUGCCUACUGGGGUUGCAUGGUUCCAGGAGCUUGGAGUGGCGCAUGGCCGCCUCACUCCGGCCAGUCCGAGACGGGCUCGUCCAUUACCUCCGCCUCUCCAGCAGCAUCCACCAAGUCCAACAUCUGCUUCACGCCAGGAAAGCACCCUAGAGACCGCGACGAGGAAGGAGGCGCCAAAGGAAAUGGCAAGGUGUGGGUGCCCAAGACGAUCCGGAUCGACGACGUGGACGAGGUGGCCAGGAGCUCUAUCCUGUCGCUAAUCGGGAUCGGCGGCGACAAGGCAGGCAAAGAUGGCGGCAGAGGCUGCAAGCUCGCAAGGGUUUUUGAGCAGAACGAAGAGGCGGCAAGGACGGCAACUCCUCACUCGGCAGCCAUCAGCGGCUUGCCGUUCUUGCAGGGGAACCCAGCUGCGCUCUCGCGGUCACUGACCUUCCAGGAGGGGUCUUGAGCCUCGCUCGAUUCACAGCUGAGAAUUUUGUACAUUAGAGGGUUGUAUGUAAUCUAAUCUAGGUGGGGAGGUGGGGCUCAUAGCUGCCAGCGGACAUUGAAACUAUACAAUAGAUAGAUAUUUGUAGAUAGCCAAUAUAUAUGGGUCGGGGGAGGAAAAAAUUGAUAAUGAGAGCAAGUCCCCUUAUUUGUAUAUAUUAUGGAUUGGAAUAUUUGGUUGCCAAGUGGUCUUCCAGCAAUAGCGCCAGAUGUUCUGAUCCACUGGCUGUUGGCCCAUCGAUCUCAGUGGACAAAAGUGGUCCACCUUAUUCUGGGAAAUUUCAGCAUAUAUUCAGUUUGUUUC
Messenger RNA from Zea mays, 1896 nucleotides. RefSeq lists its product as uncharacterized. Gene Ontology annotation, biological process: regulation of DNA-templated transcription. Lineage: Eukaryota; Viridiplantae; Streptophyta; Magnoliopsida; Poales; Poaceae. Gene Ontology annotation, molecular function: DNA-binding transcription factor activity; DNA binding. The record is from RefSeq and is marked provisional.